AUGUCGUUAAAGAAGCCAACCUACGACUUUGGAGGGCCUCCUGGCGCUGCGGCUAUUGUCUUGGGCCUACCCGUCCUCCUGAACUUGUGGUAUUUCGCAUGCAACGACGUGUCAGGUUGUCCUGCUCCAGCUCUGCUCCAACCGAGGACUCUGACAUGGGAGGGCUUUAAGAUGCAGGCUCCUUGGCCAGCUGAGGGUAUCUGGGGCUUCUCCAGCUGGAGGGUGACCGGCUGGGUCUUCGCCUACUACGCGCUUAGCCUUGUUCUCUACGGCGUUCUCCCUGCCCACGAAGUCUACGGGUCGAAGCUGCGCGAAUCUGGCCGGCCGCUGCUGUACCGUUUCAAUGCAUUCCAUGCAUCGGCUGCGCAGCUGGUCGCCUGCGCCGUAGGCACCUAUCUGUAUGGGGCUGAGUGGACCCUAUGGACCUUCAUCACCGACAACUAUCUGCAGAUUAUGACAGUCAAUACCCUGCUAGCCUUUGGUAUUUCAAUACUGGUCUACCUGCGCAGCUUCAGUGUCACGCCUGGGAACAGCGACAUGAGAGAGUUGGCAGCCGGCGGGCACACGGGAAAUGUCAUCUACGACUUCUAUAUUGGCCGCGAACUGAACCCGCGCAUCACGCUCCCCUUGAUCGGAGAGGUCGAUGUCAAAGCCUGGCUGGAGAUGCGACCCGGCCUGACUGGCUGGGUCCUUCUGGACCUUGCAUUCGUGGCUCAGCAGUACCGCAACUACGGAUAUGUAUCGGAUAGCAUGGUCUUCACGACGGCUGUGCAGUCGUUCUACAGCUUGUACGGGCAGUACAACGAAGCCCGCGUCCUCUCGAUGAUGGAUAUCAUUACAGACGGGCUCGGAUUCAUGCUCACCUUUGGUGAUAUCGUCUGGGUCCCCUUCCUCUACUCGACACAAUGCCGGUACCUUGCCACCUAUCCUGUUCACCUCGGCUGGCCUGGACUCGUCGGUGUGAGCCUCAUCUUUGGCCUGGGUCUAUACAUUUUUCGAGAGUCCAACAGACAGAAGAACGUGUUUAGGACGAGGCCAGACGAUGCUUCGGUCAAGGGAUUGUCGUAUAUCCAGACCAGGAGAGGGACGCGUCUGCUCACGGCAGGCUGGUGGGGGACAAGUCGCCACAUGAACUACUUUGGCGACUGGCUGCAGUCAUGGCCCUUCAGCCUUCCCACUGGCCUGGCCGGGUACAUGGUCAUGCCUGCUGGAGGCGCCCUCGCCACGACCCUUGCGGGCUCAGGCGAGGUCUUCACGACGCUCGACGGGCGACAGAUCAUUCAGGGACAGGCGAGGGGGUGGGGCAUGAUAUUCACUUAUUUCUAUGUCAUCUAUUUUGCGACUCUCCUUAUCCACAGGGAGGCCAGGGACGACCUGGCCUGCUCAGAGAAGUAUGGAGACGACUGGGAGAAGUACAAGAAGAUUGUCAAGUGGCGCAUAUUGCCGUACAUUUAUUAA
Molecule: messenger RNA, 1458 nt
Organism: Cryphonectria parasitica EP155
Lineage: Eukaryota; Fungi; Ascomycota; Sordariomycetes; Diaporthales; Cryphonectriaceae
Exons: 3
Coding region: 1-1458 (485 amino acids)
Biological process (GO): ergosterol biosynthetic process
Cellular component (GO): endoplasmic reticulum membrane
Molecular function (GO): Delta14-sterol reductase activity
Source: RefSeq, a predicted model, not a curated record